CAAGGAGGGUGACAGGAAAAACAGAAGCCAUAGCAAGAGCAAGACCCUGUAAACUUCAUCAAAUGAGCCGUCAGCUACAGGUAUGACACACAGCAGAGGUGGAACUAUUUCCUUCAGACGCGUUUUCUCCGACUGAUCCGGCUGCAGCAUGGCUCUCCUCAUCCACAUGCUGGCCUGCGCCUUUGGCCUCGGCUCCUGGGUGGCAGUGAAUGGCCUGUGGGUGGAACUGCCGCUCAUCGUCAACACCCUCCCUGAAGGAUGGGAACUCCCCUCCUAUCUGACAGUCAUCAUCCAGCUGGCCAACCUGGGGCCUCUGUUGGUCACCGUCAUGCACAAGCUGUGCCCGGGUCGACUUAAGGAGCGCGUCGUCAUUUACUCCAUUCUCUCCAUCGGCAUCCUCUCCUGCAUCCUGCUCGCCUUCUUCUGGGACAGGACCACGAUUGUGGCCGGGGCAUCACAUAGCACGGCCUUCUUCAUCAUCACCUUCUUCCUCUCGCUGGUAGACUGCACUUCCUCAGUUACCUUCCUGCCUUUCAUGAUGCAACUUCCGGCAAAAUACAUCACCACAUAUUUUAUUGGAGAGGGGUUAAGUGGUUUCAUUCCGGGUGUUGUCGCUCUGGCACAAGGUGUGGGCAUGGCCAAAUGUGUCAACUCCUCUCAGGCUGGAGGAAACCACACUGGCGGGAACAUGUGGUCAUUACACACAGAAUAUCUUCCGCCAAACUUUUCCACCGAAGUGUUCUUUUUCUUCCUGGCAGCCAUGAUGUGCAUAAGUUUGGCUGCUUUUGUUGCACUGAACAGGCUUCCUCGGACCUUUGAGCUGUCCACCGAAAACCUUGUGCCGGAUACCGUGGCAUCUGUCAGCUCCGGCCUCGACAACCCCGGAGCAGAGACUGAGGGAGGUUCUGAUAAAAAACAGGGUAAAGGGGCAGCUGAAAGAAGGCCACUGCUGGCAAAACACUCUGUGUACCAGCUGACCUUCAUCUAUUUUUUGGUGGUGUGGGUUAAUUCUGCGACAAACGGUGUGCUGCCCUCAGUGCAGACGUACUCCUGUAUGCCGUACGGGAACCUGGCCUAUCACCUCUCUGCUGCUCUGGCGUCAGUGGCUAACCCAGUGGCCUGCACUAUUGCAAUGUUCUUCCAAAACAGGUCACUGGUUUUUCUUGGAGUGCUGCUGGUGUUGGGGACGGGAUUUGGCAGCUAUAACAUGGCCAUGGCAGCUAUGAGUCCGUGUCCUUUGCUUCGAGGGUCAGCAGCGGGAGAGGCGAUCAUUGUGCUGUCGUGGCUCCUCUUCACUGGAACGCUGUCUUAUGUCAAAGUGAUGGUGGGCGUCAUCCUGCGAGACCGGAGCCACAAUGCUCUGGUCUGGUGUGGAGCUGCACAACAGAUUGGCUCACUGGUUGGCUCUGUCAUCAUGUUCCCGCUGGUUAACGUACUCCAGCUGUUUAAGUCAGGAGACUUCUGCAAUACUGAAUGUCCGUCAUGAGUCUGAGACCCACAGUCCUGAGGAGGAGCUACAGUCUCUCAUUUCAAGGAAUAGAUUGACGUGUUGGGCAGUGUGGUCUUUUGAUUUCUUGCUGAGAGUUAGAUGUUGAAUUAUCUUAUUUUGCCACAGCUGGCGUAGCUGGCUUCUGGUCUUAGAAGAAGAUGUAAAUAAGGCUUAUGUUUAAUGUGUAGCAUUACCUUACACUUUAAAAACACCUAAAAGCACUUGACAAUAUGGAUGUUUAUAAUUUUUCCAAAAAUGAACAUUUACAUGGGUAAUGUCUGAUGGUUGGAAGAUGCACUUGGUUGAGAUUCACUGGCAUUUUGUAACUUUACUGCAAAUGUAACAUAAGUUUGAGCUAGUUCUCGCUUGGCUUGGAAGCAUAACAUCAUCCUUCAUCAGUCAAACUAUCUGCCUUUUCAUUAAACCUGUAGAGUGAUGGUGUUUUUAUUAUUAUUUUAAUGCCUGUGCUGGUUUAGUCAUAUUGUGAACACUUUCUCCAAUACGAUAGCUAUAUAAUUGAAAUAAAACACGUACAAAAUUAUCUGCUUCACUUAAAUAGUGCUUAAGUCACAUGCUAAAAGUAAAAUAUAAUUGAAUGAAUGUAACACUAAAAAACUUAGAAUUGAACUGUAUACAACUGAAGCCGAAACAAGUUCUCUGGUGGUAAAAGUCUGUGUAGCAAGUUUAAUGUCAGCAAAGUUGCUAUGAAGCCCUACAAGUUGGUUUUGUGAAUGUUUGGGUGCGUUGCAUUGUUGGACACAGUCGGUGAGGUCCAAUCCAUAAUGGAGUGUUCUUUUUAGAACAAAUCAGUACAUACUGCUAGUAUAGCAGGUAUUUUUAAACACAGCCAAUAAGAAAGGAGGAGUCUGACUUUGUCCGAAGCACAACAAUAACAUACUAACGAAUGUGCUACAUCUUGCGCUAAUUCGAGCACAAACUGAAAUAUAAAUACGACAAGUUGUGCUUUUUGGAGAGUUUUGUGCUAAAGUGAUUUCUUGACAAUCCCUAAAAGUGUGUUAAAAGCACAGAACUCCUCACAACAUCACAACUUGUCGCAUUGCACAUUGUUUUUUGUAGUGAGUAAACAAACAUAACUUAGUGAGCAAUGUACAAAGGUAAUUUUGUUUCCUCAACUUUGGAUAGAGAACCGACUCCUUGCUUCAGAUUCAGCGUACAUGAAUGAGACUGAUAUCAAUUUUCUCAUCCUUUGCAUUUACUGUCUUUCCAAUGCAGCAUCUCAAAUUUUGUCUAUGUUUGUACAAUUUAACCCUCGAUAAGAAAGCUAUAACUUGUAAAAAAUAAAUAAUCAAAUAAAAAACAAGAAGUUUCA
Molecule: messenger RNA, 2819 nt
Organism: Stegastes partitus (bicolor damselfish)
Lineage: Eukaryota; Metazoa; Chordata; Actinopteri; Pomacentridae
Gene: slc52a3-1
Product: solute carrier family 52 member 3-1
Exons: 4
Coding region: 149-1486 (445 amino acids)
Biological process (GO): riboflavin transport
Cellular component (GO): plasma membrane
Molecular function (GO): riboflavin transmembrane transporter activity
Source: RefSeq, a predicted model, not a curated record